CGCUGACAAAAUAGUUACGUCUCAGAUGUUUGUUCUACUGUCAACUGGUACAUAAAACAGUUUUUGCAAUGUGCACGGCUUAUAAUAAUUACGCAAUGGCGUACGUGUCGGACUUACCUGUAUGAAUGAAUUUCACGCCAAAUUAAACAUCACCCGAGAGCAUAAGCAGAAGUGCGUUAGCGGAGGAUAUCUCCAGCAUUAGGUUGUUGUGUAACGAGGGGGUGUGUCUUACACAAGGCAGACGGGGCAAAGAAAAACAUUUAACACUGGGAUAAGCAGAGGUUGAGUUUCAUUUGAUUCAGUUCAUACGCCGUGAUACACGGUUCGUAAAUCAAGAGAUCGGACCAAUAACCGCACUCAACGCUUGCAAGUAAAAAAAUAGAUGGCUGGGAAAUUCGAAGAGGUUUUAGAAAAAGCUGGCGGCAUUGGGCGGCGACAACUAGCUAUCUUCGCUGCAAUUAAUCUCACUGAUUUCGUGACGGCGUGGACUAUAAUGCUGCCUGUAUUCACUGGAAUGAUUCCUCACUGGACAUGUCCUGUAACAGGACAUAAUCUUAACCUCACAUACUCAACUAAUAGAAUAAACGGCACGUCAACUGUUGGAAUCUACAACAUAACAAUGGCCGAUGGAAAUUCUUCCCUGGUUCAGCGAGACGUUUGCCAAAAGAAUGCCACGUUUGGGAUAUGCGAUGGCAUACAGUAUGUCUCAGAUUUCACGUCUGUGGUAACAGAGUGGAACUUGAUCUGUGACUUAGAUGAAAUAAGCGACCUCAUCACAACGAUCCAAAUGAUUGGCAUUGUUUUUGGGGCUUUUUUAAUCAGCCAUCUUGCCGAUAUGUUUGGUCGAAAGAAGGUCUGGAUUUCGGUGGUGACCCUCAACUCAAUGGUAGGGUUCGCAAAUGCGUUCUCUCCAUACUGGGAAAUGUUUGCUGCCAUGCGCUUCUUUAACGGAAUGGCUAGCGGGGGUUUGCUUAUAUUGAGCUUUAUCUGGCCGCUGGAAUUCAUUGGGACGAAAUACCGCAGUAUAUGCGGCGCGGUGAGCUUCUGGCAAAUAGGGACCAUGUGUCUUGCGCUACUGGCAUAUUUUGUUCGAGACUGGAGGACACUAGUAAUGGUGACAUCAUUAUUCCCAGGGGUACUGUUCUGGAUAUUGUACAGAUUUUUGCCUGAGAGCCCAAGGUGGCUUGCGAUGAAUAACCGUCUAGAGGAAGCUAUGGCUAUUUUGGAGGCUAUAGCUAAGACUAACAAGAAGCCGCUUCCAGAUAAGGACGUUCUGCAGAAGGCAGUAGAGGAAGAUAAGAAUAUCGAAGAAAAACUAAAAAAAUACAAUUUUAGUGAUCUGUUCAGGACUCCUACGUCGACCCUUCACACUUUAGUGCUUAUGUUUGUAUGGUUUGUCUGCACGUCUUCGUACUAUGGUCUAUCGUUAAAUGUGAAGCACAUGCCUGGGGACAUCUACGUCACCACUGUUCUUCUGGGACUGGUUGAGUGGCCUGCGGUUCUUUCGACUACCUGUCUUAAUAACGUGUAA
Molecule: messenger RNA, 1531 nt
Organism: Lingula anatina
Lineage: Eukaryota; Metazoa; Brachiopoda; Lingulata; Lingulida; Lingulidae
Product: solute carrier family 22 member 15
Biological process (GO): transmembrane transport
Cellular component (GO): membrane
Molecular function (GO): transmembrane transporter activity
Source: RefSeq, a predicted model, not a curated record